GCAUCCGAGACUUUGACUCUACCUCCAUCAUCGCCCCGCCCUUGAAUGCCCCACACCCCGAGAGACAACGCAUUCCGCAGAUUCUUUUCGUCUGACAACUUCGGGCGGGCGCCGCCGCUGGUGACCGACUCACCUAGUCCUGAUCGAAGAGGCACUCCGGACGAGCCGGUCGACGCAGCCUCGUCUCCCGCAGCGCUUUUCCUCUCUGCGUUCUCGCCCUCCUCGUCCUCGUCCGGCAGGGGUUCCCAGGAGCAGAGCGACGUCGAGCCGGAGGGCGAAGGGUCUGUGGUCGGACAGUUUACCCUCGGCCCGAUCAUCGCACAUGGCGGCUUUUCGACCAUUCGGCGCGCGACGUCCCUCUCGAACGGCUCGACCGUCGCGGUGAAGAUCGUACCAAAGGAGGUGCAGAAGGAGUCGUCGACACGGAAGCGCAUCGCGCACGAGGAGACGAUCUGGACGAUGCUGUCACACGAGCAUAUACUCCCGCUCUUCGCUUGCGUGCAUACCCCGACGGCGGACUGCUUCGUCACGCAGCUGUGCCCCGGUGGCUCGCUGUUCGACGUGCUUCGUGCCGGGGUUCCGCCGGUGGAAGAGACGGGGCGCAUGUUCAGGCAGGUCGUCCGUGGCCUACGCUACCUGCACAAUGAGGCAGGCAUCGUGCACCGGGAUGUCAAGCUAGAGAAUGUCUUAAUUGACGAGGCUGGAGUUUGUCGGAUCGCAGACUUUGGCAUGGCGGUGCAGCUGGACGACAGUGCUGUUGAGGAUGACGACUGGCCGGAGGGGCUGCCCGUCCCCAAAGGCGCCGGAGUUCAGCGAGCAGUUUCCUUGGCAGUUCCUCGACACGCUUCGCACCGUUUCUCCCGGCCAACAGCACCAUCGACUCCACCGACCGACUUCCAGCCGGGCUCGCUCCCUUACGCCGCUCCCGAAUUGCUCCGCUCUCCACCACUAACGACUUCGGUAUCCAUGUCGGGCAAGACGAAAGCCGAGGCGAUGGCAAAUGCCAACAAGUCUGCAUCUGCGUUCGUGCAGGGCAAGUCGGGCUCAACUGCAUCUCCAGGGGCUUCGACAGUGACUCCACCCGCUCCAGCCCAGGAUAUCUGGGCCCUCGGCGUCAUGUUGUUUGCUCUCCUUGUGGGCAGACUCCCAUUCGUGGAUUCGUUCGAGCCCAGGCUUGUUCUCAAGAUCCUGGAUGGCAAUUACACGCCCCCACCACACGCAAGCAAGCGCACACUGAGCGUGCUUCGAGGCUGCCUGUCGAUGCGGGUGACAGAUCGAUGGGGGAUAGAGCGGAUCGACGAAGCCGCUUGGGCUGUUGGAGGCGAAGAUUCAGCGAGCGCAUCUCACGAUGGCGAUCAUAGCCACAUGCCCAGGCACCACGCUCGGGCACCAUUCCCGGCGCCGCUGCCCACGCACGAGCUCGACAGGGGCCGGGCGCAAAGUGGUGCCGCUGCCCGGAGAGCUGAGCGGUCUGCCUCGCGGGCCCCGUACGACUCUUACAGUCGCAGCAGGAGCAUGACACGCAGCCGCACGACCCAGUCUGGAAGCCGCAGCCGGAGCCGCAGCCGCAGCCCCGGUCCUCCUCGCACUCCAGUGGAUCUCGCCAGCCCCAGCUUGGUACUCCCUGCGAUGGCUGGUUUGGGCAUCGGGUUCCCUGGCAAAGGACGGGGAAGGACCCUGACUGAAGAACGGGAGCCAGAGCCCGAGCCUGAGCCGGCGGAGGCCGAGGUGGUGACGUGUGCGACUUUCCUCUCGCCCGGAGACUUCGGGGCCAGCACCAGCACCAGCACCAGUAGAAGAGCUGGCAGCACACCGCCUGUUGCUUGGCGAGAUAGCCUAUCUGGCUCUGGGAGGACUCGAAGUCUCAGCGGAACCGGAGCGGUGUAAUCAAGGACAGACGGCUGAGUCUCGCCUGAAAAAGCAGCUGAACACUUGCUCUCUCUGCUUCACCCGUUAUGAUCCGGUAUGAUGAUCUAAUCCCCCCACCCCUGUAUGAUCACUGUUAUCUCUCAUCCUGUCUACUACUGCAACUGAUGGCCUUAUUAUGUCGUGUAUCGUGUGUAUACCUUGUACCUUUUGACGUUUCUAAUCAAUGUAUUUGACCACUCAGUCGCCGCAGUAGCUUCGGCGUUCUACGGCGACUGCCUUCCAGGCUACGACAGAGCGGGUCUGGAUCGCUUAUGAUAGCACCCUUGAAGCGGUCAUGUUACAUGCUAUUCUGAGAUCCCGUUCGCACAAAGGAGAACUCCCCAAAUGUCAAACACGACGACCGAUCUCCUUGCACAUCUCUCUCCGGUCACUGUUUACUCCUUCUCCGGGAUAUUUUAGUCUCAGCAGCCGGGGUGCUGAGAACCCGCGGACGGUUCGCAAUCAUACCGGUAUUGAGAAGCCAUCGUGUAUUUUGGGGUCGCUUCGGCGGUCUCGAAUCGUACAAAUGAUGCUGCCAUAGUGGGAGAGAAAGAGAGAGAAGCCUCAUGAUCAUCUUUGCAGUUGAGAUUGGCCGACUGGAGAGCUGGAUAUGAUGAUACACUCUUGGAAAUCGGGUUCAAAGUGUAACGGGCCGAAAUCCAGAGGGGCCCGAACGGACCUGAACUCAGCAGAGGAUGAGUGAACGACAUAGCACUAAUCCAGGAGGGUGAUAUCUGCUUUGUCAGAAAGCCGUGGGGCCUAUUAUUAUCGUAGAACCUGAGAUCGCCGUCAUACCUCAGUGGCUAUGGAGCGGCUUCGGCCGUCACAACGCGUGGGUAAACACCCACGCGUUGUCGCGGUCUCGCCAGAUGUCAUCAGAGAACUGGGAGGGCUUAUUGGGACACCCAAUGGAAAUAGAACUUUUUCAGUUGACUAGCGUGCUCGCUCAACGAAGAAGCUUCUGAGAGUGAGGAUUGCUGGAUUCGUGCUGUCGGCUCGUGCGACGGCCGGCGUCGUUCUAUCGGCGCAAACGUAAGAAGCUUCAGCAUGCGCUUGCGCGAAAACAUCUCAGACACACAAAGCACCUGGGGCUGGGGCGCGUUGUUGGAGAGUGUAUGCUGUGUAUGAACGACGGGGGAAGAUGUGCAGCGCGAUGCGGCGGCCGGGGAGAUUUUGAAGUCCACGUCAUAGGCGGAAAGGCAGCAGCAAUGGAGAGUCUCACCCACAGCUCUUCGCAGCAAGGUCGCUCCGGCGGUGUCGAAAGAUCAGGAACCCGGAUAAACGGGGUGGCUCGCAAACUGUGCGCCUAUAGCCGGGCUGUCUGUCGUGGCAUGCGAUGCUCCAGUAUCUAGACCAUCAGUGCGCUGGCCCCCUGCUGAAACCGUCGCGAGCAGCUAUUGUGGGGAUACCGGGUCAGGCUGGAUCGCCUGCAUGACGAAUAUGGAGAUAGAUCGAUGUCUGUUGGCAGCCUCCCAACAGUUGAAUCCCGAGGGCCGAUCAAUAUGAGUGGAAGGCGUUUCUGUCCACGAGUUCAGAUGGGCAUGACGGUCGCGUCCGCAUCGGACGUCGUGUGUGAUGCUGGUUCCCAACGCACAGACAUUCGUCGUCAACCCUUUUCCAGCAGUGCGAGAAAGAUGAAGCGCAGCGAUUCGGAGACUUGUCGGUCGCAUGCGUCUCGCGUUACGCGAUUGCCAUCCUCCAAUUCGGGCCCUAUUUUUGCGGGUGAGGUCCAGCAUGGACGAGGGAACGCUCGGCCCCUCCUGUGGGAGGCAUCUUCCUCAGAUCCGAUGAUUCGGGGUCCGUGUUCAGCAAGAAGAGGGCGGCUAGGUGAAAGCUCGGAGGAAUUGUUGAUUCAUUUGUGACACUGAUUGCGCGUCAUCAGUCACGCUGUCACCCCGGCUUUUUCUGGAGCAAUCGCCAUGGAUAAAGGCCGUCCCACCGUCGUUGUUCUUUCCCUUCAUCCUCGCCUGGUCCUGCACCCACUGCGCUCGCGUCUGCCCUGCCUGUUUUUCGGUCUAUGCCUUUUGUUGUCCCCGCUUCGAGCCCCAGCCCACUUGAAUCCCCGCCGGCAGAGUUCAACCCCUUCAAUGACAAUGGCGGGACAAUUCUCGCUGUCGCAGGCUCCAACUUCAGUGUCAUUGUCGGCGAUGUGAAGCGGGGGGAUGGCCUUGGUCGGCAUUCGCCCAAAGUUUUUCGUCUCACGGACAGAGCCGUCCUCGCCACCACCGGUUUCUCUGCGGACGGAAACACAUUCGUCAAGAAGGUCAUGCAGCGACUCGAGUGGUACCGACACGCGCACGCCCGGGACAUGACGCUAAGCGCCGUCGCGCAGCUGAUUCAAGGGAUGUUGUUUCAACGCCGGUUUAUCCCGUUCUACGUGUACAAUAUUCUGGGCGGCAUCGAAGAGGAUGGCACGGGUGCCGUUUACUCUUUCGACCCACAAGGCUCGUUCAAGCGGACAGCGUGUCUCGCUGCAGGUGCCGCGUCCCUCCUGGUCCAGCCUUAUAUAGAUCAUCAGAUCUUCUACAAGAGCCAAGCUGCAACACCGGCUGCUCUGUCGCAGACGGAUCUGGCUCUCCCGCGGGUGCUGUCCCUCGUGGUCGAGGCGUUUACGGCAGCUGACGCUCGUCAUGCUGAUAUUGGCGAUGCUCUAGAGGUCUUUGUGGUCCUGGCACGCGGCAGCUCUUUGCAGGGUCUCGAGACCGUGCACGGUGUCACAGAGCUCACCCGAAUCCCCGGGGGCGAGCGUAUCUUCGUUCUGAAGCGCAUUUUGAAACAUACAUGAGCAACUCCCAUCCAGGCAUUUUGUCAUUGUACGUUAUUUGUUGCACGUCAUCACUACUACAACUCUCCGGACACUCGACACAUUAUUGUAUGUAUAUUAUCCCCCUAGAGUAUUAUUGUCGGCUUUGGAUUUUUUUGCGAACAUUGUUGAAUGUAUCGAUUGUCCCGUGUUAUAUUCAGUGUCGCACGCGGAAAUAUUGUCGGAGGAAUCAGAUCAAAUAAGCGCCACGACACCAUCCAAAUUACCAAAGAAGGCAGGUCAUCAUCCCAAUAUCGACAAUUUCCCGAGCAGGGUCGUUCAAUCUGCGCAUCGAACACCUGUCACGUGACUUUCUGCUUCAAUGAGACCUCUUUAUUUCACGUCAUGGCCCGGAUUUCCAUGGAAGAUCUCGACGGAAUAUUCAUCGGUUGCGUGAUUCUGACGACAGACAAUCCCAAAGUUAAUUUCGGAUGAGAUCGCAAGAAGUUUCUGUUUGGCGACGAAUUUCGCGCCGAUAAUCUUCCUUCAAGUCGGGUGCGUCG
Molecule: messenger RNA, 5214 nt
Organism: Mycena citricolor
Lineage: Eukaryota; Fungi; Basidiomycota; Agaricomycetes; Agaricales; Mycenaceae
Source: the annotation of a GenBank genome assembly